AUGGCCCCCGUUACUACUCGUGGUCGCAAGGCCCAGAAGGUCACCAAGAAGUACAUCAUCAACGCUUCCCAGCCCGUUGGUGACAAGAUCUUCGACCUCUCCGCUUUCGAGAAGUUCCUCCACGACCGCAUCAAGGUCGAGGGCCGUGUCGGUAACCUCGGUGACAAGGUCGUCAUCUCCCAGGCUGGUGACGGCAAGGUCGAGGUUGUUGCUCACAUCCCCUUCUCUGGCCGCUACCUCAAGUACCUCACCAAGAAGUACCUCAAGAAGCAGCAGCUCCGUGACUGGCUCCGCGUUGUCUCCACUUCCAAGGGUGUCUACGAGCUCCGCUUCUACAACGUCGUCAACGACGAGGGCGAGGAGGAUGAGGAGUAAAUUACUCCUUCACGAAACAACCAAUUGAAAAAAUCGGAAAAUUACCAGACAAGUGUGCUCGCGUCAGGGGUUGCCAAUAAUGGGAGCGAUAUCUGAAUUGAGGGUUAUUAUUUGGAGUCGGGAUUGGGUAUAGAUGCGCUCUACUGGGAGGGAUUCCUAUGCCGCCUUGGGUGAUGGCUGGUGUUGCAUGUACCUGAGAAGGUGGCAUCGCUGCAGCUGGCCUGGCUCGUCAUGGCUACCUCUACUCAUGACGUUAUGACUGGUAGAUACGAUUGAAUAGAGCAAUCUAUCACUCGAACCCAUGUUAUCUCCUUGUAGAAUGCGUAGUAACAUUGUACAAUUUUCGGUGUCUGUACCGUGGGU
Messenger RNA from Aspergillus sclerotioniger CBS 115572, 738 nucleotides. RefSeq names its product 60S ribosomal protein eL22. The record is from RefSeq and is a predicted model, not a curated record. Gene Ontology annotation, biological process: cytoplasmic translation. Gene Ontology annotation, molecular function: structural constituent of ribosome; RNA binding. Lineage: Eukaryota; Fungi; Ascomycota; Eurotiomycetes; Eurotiales; Aspergillaceae. The transcript has 4 exons. Bases 1 to 375 code for a protein of 124 amino acids. Gene Ontology annotation, cellular component: ribosome.